Leucoraja erinaceus (little skate) is the source of this 5122-nucleotide messenger RNA. It is a transcript of the gene inf2, whose product is annotated as inverted formin 2. The record is from RefSeq and is a predicted model, not a curated record. Lineage: Eukaryota; Metazoa; Chordata; Chondrichthyes; Rajiformes; Rajidae. The coding region runs from base 1880 to 4996 and encodes 1038 amino acids. The transcript has 20 exons. Gene Ontology annotation, biological process: actin cytoskeleton organization. Gene Ontology annotation, molecular function: actin binding; small GTPase binding.
UUGUGUAUUUGGUGCUUGGAACUGACUUUAAAGAACACUCAGACACGGGAGUAAAACUAACAAGCUUCUUUAUUUCAGGACGCCACCUUGAGUCUCUCCUGUGCAUGUGUCCCAUUGUGCAAGACAUCAAAUAUGUUAAUUACAUACACCACAAAGAGUAAAGAGGUUCUGCAGUUGUAUAGGGCUCUGGUGAGACCACAUCUGGAGUAUUGUGUACAGUUUUGGUCUCCUAAUUUGAGGAAGUACAUCCUUGUGAUUGAGGCAAUGCAGCGUAGGUCCUCGAGAUUGAUCCCUGGGAUGGCGGGACUGUCAUGUGAGGAAAGAUUGAAAAGACUAGGCUGGAGUUUAGAAGGAAAUCUUAUAGAAACAUAAAAUUAUAAAGGACUGGACGAGCUAGAUGCAGGAAAAAUGGUCCCAAUGUUGGGCGAGUCCAGAACCAGGGGCCACAGUAUUAGAAUAAAGGGGAGGCCAUUUAAGACUGAGGUGAGAAAAAACUUUUUCAUCCAGAGAGUUGUGAAUUUGUGGAAUUCCCUGCCACAGCGGGCAGUGGAGGCCAAAUCACUGGAUGGAUUUAAGAGAGAGUUAGAUAGAACUCUAGGGGCUAGUGGAAUCAAGGGAUCUGGGGAGAAGGCAGGCACGGGUUAUUGAUUUGGGGACGAUUAGCCAUGAUCACAAUGAAUGGCGGUGCUGGCUCGAAGGGCCGAAUGGCCUCCUCCUGCACCUAUUUUCUAUGUUUCUACCGGUAGUGAUAAAGACACAAAGUGCUCAGCGGGUCAGGUAGCAAAAUCAUGUGAUGUUGACUCUAUGGAUUAAUGUUGUUUGUUCCAUUGACCCCAUUACGAAUGAAAGCUUUUCUGUACUGCAAUGCUUCUAAUGGUUUUCUGCUCCUACAAGAUAGGCCUGCCUUUCUUGUGAUUUGAAUUGGAUCCUAUUUUGAUUUUUUGACUAACCAGCUUCAAGCAUAAGUGUCUGAAUAAAGACAUUUUCCAAAAAUUCAGAUACACUGACACAUAUUACACGUAUCAUGUAGAGACACAUACACACACGAAGAAUAAUUCCUUAAAUAAUUUACCACAUAAUGUAAAAACUAAGUUUGCACCGAAAUAAGAUGUCGUCUUGUAUUUCAUGUGAUUACAAGUUCUAUCAUGAUCUGUCACAUCAGUUGAAGUGUGUAGGAAAUAACUGCAGAUGCUGGUUUAAAUCGAAGGUCUGAAGAAGGGUCUUGACCGGAAACAUCACCCAUUCCUUCUCUCCAGAGAUGCUGCCUAACCCCGAGUUACUCCAGCAUUUUGCGUCUACAUCAGUUGAAGUACCUGAUUCAUUUUGUCUGAACUUUUUAAGCAAAAUGCUUAGGAUUAAUAAAAUAAAAAGUUAGCACCUGUGACAAACUUGAAAAGUUUGUCCUUACAUUGUCCAAGGCAAUUGUAAAUUCACUACAAAAUGGUUUCCACGUUUUGUGUUAUUUUAUUAUUUUCAUGUGACCCACUGUGUAUACCAUUCAACCAGCUUUUGAAAAGAACAUCAGUCUGAUGUAUAAUAUAAUCACUUGUGGGUUUUUGGCUGAAACAGCAGAAAGGAAUUAGUCAUUGAUGUUGGCAGCCACUGUGCUGUGAUUAGCAAUUCAAUCUCUGAAAUCUGCUUGCAGAGGCACAGUGCAAGGGUUUUCGUUGCGUUAGUCACAGUGGCUCAGUACAGAUGCCUGUGCAGCUAGUACACAUUAUCUUCGUGAAGAAUUUCACUUUAGAAACACUGGCAAGCAGGAUACCUUUAAAAGUUUGGUGUAAAUCAAGGGGAUUCAUUGUAAAAUCCGAGGAUAUUUGAAGAGAAGGCAACAGCUAUUCUGCACGUGCAACUCCUGGGCAAACCAAGAAUACGUAUCAUGGCUGCAAAGCAGGAGAACAAAUCGAAGAAAUGGGCCCUUGUGAAAGAGAAGGUCACUAGCCCAGACACAGACAAUACAGAGGCCAACUUGGAAAAUGCUGAGCCCGAACUCUGUAUACGCUGGCUGCAGAUCCCGACUGUUGUGAACUACUCAGGCCUGAAGAAGCGACUAGAAAAUAGCAGCAAUGACUGGAUGGUCCAGUUCCUGGAACUUGAUGGGCUUGAUUUACUACUGGAGGCCCUGGCCAGAUUGUCCGGGAGAGGGGUGGCAAAGAUCACCGAUGCACUCCUGCAGCUCACCUGUGUGAAAUGUGUGCGGGCUGUGAUGAACUCUUUAAAGGGCAUCGACUACAUCAUAAAUAACGAAGGCUACAUUCGGAAACUUUCUCAAGCAUUGGAUACAGCUAACAUCACCGUAAAGAAACAAGUCUUUGAGUUAUUAGCUGCACUGUGUAUUUACUCCCUGGAGGGUCAUGAUCUGGCUUUGGACGCACUGGAAAACUACAAGACUGUGAAAAGGCAACAAUACCGAUUUAGUGUAAUCAUGAAUGAACUCCAGGCUACAGAUAAUGUUCCAUAUAUGACUAUGUUGCUGAGUGUCAUCAACGCUAUCAUUUUGGGAAGUGAGGAACUGAUACCUCGUACUCAUCUGCGGAAUGAAUUCAUAGGUCUCCAUCUGUUGGAUAUACUGCCAUCAUUAAGGGAAAAAGAUGAUGAAGAUUUAUUAGUCCAAUGUUUAACCUUUGAGGACGCUAAAGGAGAUGAUGAUGAAGAGUUAAUGCAACUCUAUGGUGGCAUUGAUAUGAAUAGCCAUCAAGAGGUCUUUUCAACAUUGUUUAACAAAGUGAGUGGUUUGCCUGUCUCCACUCAUCUGCUGUCCAUUCUCCAAGGUCUCCUGCAACUGGACCCAUCAAACAGCAGUGGUCCCCUGAUCUGGGAGGCACUGGAGGUUUUGGUGAAUAGAGCUGUCCUAGCUGCUGAUGAUGCAAAUGAAGAUGAAGGCAUUGGUCCAGUCAUGGAAAGGCUUGUAUUAGUUAAGAAGUUUAAAAAGGAUCAGCUGGUGAAGAAAAAUGCAAGUAAAAGGACAGUUGAUAAAGCCGUACAAACAGAAUUAUCAAUGCCUUUCACAGCAGCAGAGCUAAAACAGAAGUCUGGCUCGUUGAGGCCACUGUCAGCUGGUGAGGUGUUCCCUCUUGCAUCUGCUCCUCUUCCAAUCCCAAAAGUGGCUGAUGCCACAAUGACAUCUCCACCCACUAUUCUGCCCAGUGCCUGUGUACCACCUCCCCCACCUCUCCCCGGGGCUGGUGAAACACCCACUCCUCUCCCCGGAGCUGGUGGAAUUCCCCCUCCACCCCCUCCUCUCCCUGGAGCUACUGGAGUGCCACCGCCUCCCCCUCCUCUCCCUGGGGCUACUGGAGUGCCUCCUCCUCCCCCUCCUCUCCCUGGGGCUACUGCAGUGCCCCCGCCUCCCCCUCCUCCCCCUCCUCCCCCUGGGGCUACUGGAGUGCCUCCUCCUCCCCCACCUCCCCCUCCUCUCCCUGGUUCUAUGGCCCCGCCUCCCCCUCCACCACCACCUCUCCCCGGUGGAAUCCCACCACCACCACCGCCCCCAGGGCUUUUCAACAACGAGGCACCCAUUGUGGCUUCCCAAACUGCUAAUCAACUGCGCUCCUGUGCUCCACAUCGCCGACGUACUCAUCAACCAAAAUUGCAGAUGAAGAAACUGAACUGGCAGAAAAUCCCCUCACGAAAUACCACAGAGACUAAUUCUUUAUGGGCAUCCAUCCACAAAACUGAUGACCCAUCUUUGAAUCCUAAUUAUACCAGUAUUGAACAACUCUUCUGCUUUCCUGUGUCAAACCCAAAAAAGAAUGAGGAGAAAGUUAGAAAAAAGGAACCUAAGGAGAUCACAUUCCUAGACUCGAGGAAAAGCCUUAAUCUGAACAUAUUCUUAAAGCAAUUCAGAUGUUCUAAUGAAGAAGUGGCCGGCAUGAUCAAAAUUGGGGACCGAUCCAAAUUUGAUAUGGAGUCCUUGAAGCAACUCCAGAAACUACUGCCAGAGAAUCAUGAGGUAGAAAAUAUAAAGGCCUAUGAAGGAGAAAAGAAAAAAUUAGCGAGUGCUGAUCAAUUCUAUCUUGUGCUCCUUGGUAUUCCAUGCUACCAGCUCAGGAUUAACUGCAUGUUUCUAUGUGAAGAGGCCACUGUCACCCUGCAAAUGCUCUGUCCGAGAGCAGAAAUAAUUAAAACUGCUUGUCAAGACACACUUUCUGCUCCAAGACUGCCCCUCUUCUGUGAACUGAUUCUUAAAGUUGGAAACUUUCUUAACUAUGGCAGUCACAUGGGCGAUGCCAUGGGUUUCAAAAUAAAUACCCUACUCAGACUUACUGAGACAAAAGCCAACCAGUCACGUAUCACAUUGUUGCAUCACAUUAUAGAGGAAGUUGAAAAGUUCCAUCCAGAUCUUCUGAAUCUUCCAGAUGACUUGGAAAGUAUUUCAAAAGCAGGAGGCCUUAGCGUGGACUCGCUUCAGGCUGAUACAAUUAAUCUUUUGGAACGUCUCAAGAAGACUGGUGAUAUCGUCAAAUCAUCGAUGGACGAUGUAAAAUUGCUGUUUGACAAGCCCAUCCAAGAACAUCUAUCUGCAACAACUGAACUGAAGCAACAUUUGGAAGAGAUUGAGACCGAGAGAAUGAAACUGGCUAAGUUCUUCUGUGAUGACAUUGGAAAAUUUUCACUGGAAGAGCUUUUCCUAACCAUCAAAACCUUCAGAGAUUGUUUCCUGAAUGCAAUGAAGGAAAAUAAGCUUAGAAAAGAACAGAUUGCAAAAAUAGAGAAGCGGAAACAAAAGCUUCAGGAAGAGGAAGCUAAAAGGCAAAAGGGAGAAAAUGGACAAGUUGUUCAUAAGUCACCCAUAAAGCAAGAGGAAGAAUGUAUUAUUGAUGUUCUUCUGUCCGACAUAAGGAAAGGUUUUAAAUUGAAGAAAACGACAAGGAACCAACGUGAAAACCUGUCUGCUCCGAAACAUUCUCUUAAAGAAGCUUCUACUGAAAAAUGCUGGAGAACUAUGUCACUGGGUAAGAACAAAUCACUGCAUGCAUCUUUCUUCAAACUGUAAGCUUUACUUGUUUUAAUAUGUAAUGCAUAAUCCCCAUUCAGAAAGAAUGUGACUUGAUUUGUAUUUUACUGGCAUCUUUAGGUAGAAGCUAAUUCAUAUUGCACAUACCUGCUGUUUUGAACCAGA